AUGGACUCUGGAACCAAGCUGGAUGCAGAUAAGCAGGGGGAGAGGAUAGAUGCAACUGAAUACAGAAGAAUAAUUGGUCGUCUCAGAUAUUUGUUGCAUACUAGACUAGAUCUCUCAUUUGUAGUUGGAAUGGCAAGUAGAUUCAUGGAGAAACCUACUGUCAAGAAUCUGAAGGUUGCAAAACAGAUAAUGAGAUAUCUAAAAGGGACAUUGGGUCUUGGGUUGGUUUACACCCAAGAGAAGAAAGAAGAGGUGUUGGUGGGAUACACUGACAGUGACGUUGGAGGUGAUCUAGUUGGGAGAAGGAGCACCGGAGGGAUGGCAUUUUACCUCAAUGACAGUCCGGUGACUUGGAGCUCCCACAAAGAGAAAACAGUGGCAUUGUCAUCUUGUGAGGCAGAAUUCUUGGCAGCAACAGUGGCAGCUAAGCAGGCAAUCUGGCUUAGGAAUCUGUUGAGUGAACUUACUGCUACACAGCCAAAGACAGUGACCAUGUUUGUUAACAAUAACUCAGCCAUUGCUCUUAUGAAGAACCCAGUGUUCCAUGGCAGAAGCAAACAUAUUGAUAUCAAAUAUCACUUCAUUAGAGAAUGUGUUGAGCGUGGGCAGAUUGUGGUCAAGAGAGUUAGCACUUCGGAGCAAAAGUCAGACUCAUUGACCAAAGCCUUGCUGGCAGUGAAGCUGGGGGUGAUGAGACACCUUCUUGGUGUUCGAGAGCUUGAGGUGCAUCAGGCUUAA
Miscanthus lutarioriparius is the source of this 738-nucleotide messenger RNA. Lineage: Eukaryota; Viridiplantae; Streptophyta; Magnoliopsida; Poales; Poaceae. The record is from the annotation of a GenBank genome assembly.